UGGCAGCUCGAUGGAAGCGAAUCGUGCCAGGCUGGACCGUUUGCAUAUCAGAUAAUUAAGCAGCACCUCAAUCAACCCCUCGCCUCUAUUCUAGCGAUAAACGACAUCCACAGAGAGCAUGACACGUUCCGAGGCUCUCUCUGACCUGGUUAAGCCGUGGUGUAAGAAAGUGAUGGACGAUCCACAAUGGGAGCGGUUGUCAACGCGGGCAAAGAGCAGUAAUGCUCUCUUCACCGAGACACUCUGGACCGACGAAACCAUAUGCGCCCAUCAAUCCUUUUACAGGAGUCAGCGAUCUGAAAAUCUUCCUUCGGGCGAGAUACGAGUUCUCUUAUCACUCGGCUCUGGUCUUGAUGGUCAUCCUGGGAUCUGCCAUGGCGGAUUCCUCUCCCUUAUCUUCGACGACACCAUUCACGAAUUGGCUGCCAAGGAGCUACCAACUUUGGCGGUGACUGUCUCCUUGACAGUAACGUUUCGCCAGCCUGUACGAACCCCUGCCUUGGUUGUCUGUCGGGCUUGGAUGGAGAAGGUGCCCGUUGGGAGGAAAGCUUGGAUUGAAUCAACAAUAGAAGAUGGGAAGGGAGGCGUAUUCGCAUCUGUAGCCAGCUUUAUCCUCAAAAUCAAGGAGAAUAUAUAAGUGGGAACGCCUUGGAUUAAACUACGGGAAAGAUGCUUUUAAGUUGGAUUUGAAAUGUGCAUCCACAAAUCAUGUACUCAGUUGAUACGGCCAAAAGCGCAACCUAAGAGGC
Mollisia scopiformis is the source of this 749-nucleotide messenger RNA. RefSeq names its product thioesterase family protein. Lineage: Eukaryota; Fungi; Ascomycota; Leotiomycetes; Helotiales; Mollisiaceae. The record is from RefSeq and is a predicted model, not a curated record. The coding region runs from base 119 to 637 and encodes 172 amino acids. The transcript has a single exon.